Molecule: messenger RNA, 892 nt
Organism: Vigna umbellata (rice bean)
Lineage: Eukaryota; Viridiplantae; Streptophyta; Magnoliopsida; Fabales; Fabaceae
Source: RefSeq, a predicted model, not a curated record
AAGAGGUUAACUUUCUUCUCUUUGACUACAGGAAAAAGUUGACAGUGUUGAUUGGAGAAAAUUCUCUUAUGAAAAUUAUGAAUCUACAGAAGCAAGCAUUAGAACAAAUUACUAUGGAGCCAAAUUAAUGUGUGAAGCAUUUAUUCCCCUUCUAGAAUUGUCAGACUCACCAAGUAUUGUUAAUGUUUCCUCCACCUUUGGGAACUUGGAGAGCAUACCAAAUGAAUGGGCUAGAGGAGUCCUAAGUGAUGUUGAAAGCUUAACAGAAGAAAACGUGGAUGAAGUUGUGAAAAAGUUUCUGAAUGAUUUUAAAGAGGGUUCAUCAGAAACCAAUGGGUGGCCACCUGAGCUUUCUGCAUAUAUAGUCUCAAAAGCUGCUUUGACUGCGUACACAAGAGCUCUUGCCAAGAAGUACCCAUCUUUGGGGAUCAAUGCUGUUUGCCCUGGCUAUGUGAAAACAGAUCUCAACCUCAAUAGUGGCUAUCUUGGUGUUGAUGAAGGUGCUGAAAGUGUAGUAAGGUUGGCUCUGCUACCUAAUGGAGGUCCUUCUGGUCUCUUCUUUUCUCGAAGUGAAGUUGCAUCAGUUUGACAAAAGGUUUGUUGUGUACUAGAAGAUAAUGAAUAAAUAACAAGCUAUGUGUCAUGACACAUAUCUACACAUCAUUGCUGAGAACAACCCUACAGUGAAUUGCAGACAUUACAGGAUUAUGUUGCCAAUAGUGGUGAACUACAGCCAAUAGUGGUGAACUACAUGACUCUUAGACACACUGUGUUGUUUGUUAAAUAAUUAUGAUCAGUUUAUGGAAGAGUUGAAUUGUCUUUACUGCAAGCCAAUAUAUGGCUUACUUACCUAUCUGUAUGCUUAUAAAUUUGUAAAGAUGGUAUAUUUGUA